Molecule: messenger RNA, 573 nt
Organism: Glarea lozoyensis ATCC 20868
Lineage: Eukaryota; Fungi; Ascomycota; Leotiomycetes; Helotiales; Helotiaceae
Exons: 2
Coding region: 1-573 (190 amino acids)
Molecular function (GO): lyase activity
Source: RefSeq, a predicted model, not a curated record
AUGGGCUCCUCAGACACACCACCACCUCAUGUCCCUCCUUCCUACAUGCUCAUAACCAACACGCUACUCCAAAUUGGCGGUCUCCUCUGGACAGCAUGCUACAUCCUCUCAACCCGAGUUUCCUUCAAGACCAAAACAUAUGGCAUGCCUAUCUUCGCGCUCGCUUUCAACUUUGGCUGGGAACUAAUUUACCUAAUGGUCGCGCCCUCAUUCCUCGAAAAAGCGGUGUUCACCCUCUGGUGCGUGCUGGAUGUAUUUCUAUUCAUCGGAGUAUUCAAGUACGGAGAGCGGGAGUGGAAACAUUCCCCCUUUGUGGGGAGGAAUCUGGGGAAGAUAGUGCUGGUAAUGACGAUUUGGUGUUGUGGGUUCCAUUAUGUGAGUUCGAGGUUUUGGAUUGAGAAUUUGAUUGGCAGGAAAGAGGGGAAGGGAGAUGGGGCUGAUAUGACGGAAUUGGCUUUUUGGAGUGCGGCGGUUGCGCAAGCGUACGGAUCGAUGGCUUGUUUAGCGCAAUUGGUGGUGAGACAGCAUACUGGAGGUGGCCACGAGAACAUUGGGUUCUUUCAUUGCGUUUGA